Messenger RNA from Punica granatum (pomegranate), 2263 nucleotides. Lineage: Eukaryota; Viridiplantae; Streptophyta; Magnoliopsida; Myrtales; Lythraceae. The record is from RefSeq and is a predicted model, not a curated record.
UGGUUCCCUGAGCCGAGAAGCAUCUGGACUUUCGCCACUCCCGCUAAACUAUAGAAACGUACCCCGAAUCGAAAGUUCUACCUUUUAUCUUGGUUUCGUCGCCCCGUAGUGUAAACUAUCCACGAAUCUUGGUGACAAGAUGAAGCAUCCCGCGAGGGUGAAGAUCCGUCUGAUGAUCUCCUUGCUCGUCGUCUGUUCUAUCUGUCUCGUUGCCGUGGAAGCGAAGAGAAUCGACCCCUACAAGGUUCUUGGGAUCGACAAGAACGCGAGUCAGCGGGACAUUCAGAAGGCCUUCCACAAGCUCUCUCUUCAAUAUCACCCGGACAAGAACAAAAACAAAGGCGCACAGGAGAAAUUCGCCGAAAUCAAUAAUGCAUAUGAAAUCUUAUCCGACGAGGAGAAGAGGAAAAAUUAUGACUUGUAUGGAGACGAGAAGGGUGAUCCUGGGUUUGAUCCGGGCCAGACUGGAGCAGGAGGAGGAGGAGGAGGAGGAGGUGGUGGUGGUGGUGGAUACACAUACUUUACGUCAGGUGGGCCCGGUUCUACUUUUGGACCGGGCGGGUGGCAGACUAUGGGUGGCCCAGGAGGAGGAUUUAAGACAUUUUCGUACUCAUUUGGUGGUUCAGACCCUUUUGCUUCUUUCGAUAUUGGUGAUAUGUUCAAUGGGUUUUUUCAAGGUGGUCAAUCUGGUGGUUUCAAAAGCUCGGGUCAAUCUGGUGGCUUCAAAAGCUCAGGUCAAUCUGGUGGUUUCAAGAGCUCAGCUGGCUCCCAGUUCGGUUCUAGGAGCCCAACUCAAAGCAGCAUCCGGACUGUAAAUUCCCAGGUCUUCAAGAAUGAAAUAGCAGAACGAGGAAUGACCUGGCUUUUGCUAUUUAAAACACCUGGAUUGAAGGAUAAUGAGUACUACGAGUCACAGAUCGAGGAGGUUGGCAAUUCAUUGCAGGGAGUUCUGAAGGUGGGAGUCGUGAAUUGUGAUAAUGAACCUUCUCUGUGCAAGGAUCUUGGAACUCACCCCCGCAGAUUUCCCAGGCUAUUCGUGUACACCUGUAAUGUGGUUGGCAAUAGCGGAUCUUUGGUUGAGUACCACGGUGAUCUAGUGACGAAAGAUCUGAAAGUCUUCUGUCAAGAACAUUUGCCCCAGUAUUCGAAACGGGUUGAUCUGAAGGGAGUUGAGUUUCACCCUGACAGCGGAAAUGGCUUGCCCUCUGUGCUGCUACUUUCCACCAAGAAAGAUACUCCUGCAAUCUGGCGAGCUCUUAGCGGCUUGUACCACAAGCGAUUCAAUUUCUAUGAUGCACAGGUUCGUGAUAGUUCGGAACCUGUUGUAAAAAAAUUGGGCAUAAAUUCUCUUCCUGCUAUCGUUGGUUGGCUGAAGAAUGGGGACAAGCAUGUCCUAGGAGCCGGAAUAUCGGUGAAAGAUAUGAAAUCUGCAGUCAGUGACCUUGGUUCACUACUGGAUGCGUUUGAGAGGAAGAAUAAGAAAGUAGCGUCAAGUCACGCUAAAAGGUCAGAAUCAGAUUCUGCGAGUAAACAGAUACCUAUUCUGACAGGGUCCAAUUUGGAUGCCUUGUGCGGGGAAAAUGUACCCGUAUGCAUAAUUGGCGCUUUCAGAUCUAUGAAGGAACGACGGAAGCUGGAGUCGAUUCUCUCCACGGUCUCUCAGAAGCCGCUUUCAAGGCAACAGUCCUCGGGAAACUCCAUCUCCUACACUCUUCUUGAUGCUAGUAAGUAUCCAGAAUUUCUGAAAGCAUUUGACAAUUCGGGAUUUAAAUCCUCGGACAAAAUGUUAGUAGCCUACAAGCCUCGGAAGGGGAAGUUUGCAGUACCCGCGAAUAAAAUCACCGAGGAAGAAGUGGAGAGGUUUAUCGGCUCUGUUGUUAACGGGGAUGUGCAGUUCAGCAAGACGAGGCGGAAGCCAAAGCUUACGUAGAGAAGCAGAUGAGUAGUUUAGAUGAACAUGUACGUGUAUAUACCGGUGAAUCGUUACCAUCAACUUAUACCAGAAAGUGUACGAUAGUAAUUCAGAGGACAGAUAUGCGGAUGUAGGAAUGGAUUGGUUCCAUUUUCGCAAGGCUCGGGAAUACUGCUCGAGGUCUUUGUUUGCAGAAUGUGUAGAAAUCUCUCCAGUCUAGCAUUAUUUUCUCCCUAAUUCAUCUCGCGUAUUUUGUUCAAUGUGCAAGGUGAGUCGUGAGCAGUGUGUAUGUUGGUAUCUCUCGUCUGAUUUCUAGAUUUUUCCAGAUUAUUGGGAGGUUUAUAACAGGAA